CCAAAAGGAAGCUGUCUUUGUAGCUCUUGUAUUGUUUACCUGUGAGUCUGUGAUUCCAUUAGAAGAACCCGUGACUUUUCUCUAUCUAGAAUGAGAAGAAACAAACUUAUAGAAACAUUUACCCUCUCCAAAACACUUGCACUUUCAACUACACACUUUCUCUCUCUAUCACUCUCUCAUUCUCAUUUUUCUCUGAGAAUGCCAAGUUUUAGACUGAGUCUCUGUAUCAUAUUCCUUCUUCUUCUUCUUAAUUCAAGCGAAACACUAUGCCAUACCAAAGGAAUCCGACCAAGAAAGUCAGCAGGGAAGCACUUUUCACUCAAUAUAACCCAUACCCAAUUUGCAGAACAGCAAUUCAUGAAAUGGGUUAAGUUUGUUGGGAGUCUCAGGCACUCCCUCUUCUCCACAGCAAAGAACAAGCUCUUCCCUUCUUAUACUCUUACUGUCCAUAAGAACCCAGCAUUUGGAGAUUUUACAACUAUUCAAGCAGCCAUUGAUUCUCUUCCCUUCAUUAAUCUUGUGAGAGUUGUUAUUAAGGUCAAUGCAGGAGUAUAUAAGGAGAAAGUGAAUAUACCACCAUUGAAAUCUUUCAUAACCAUACAAGGAGCAGGAGCAGAUAAGACCAUAGUCCAAUGGGGGGACACAGCUCAAACAAUUGGGUCUAGAGGGCUACCUAUUGGUACCUUCAAUUCUGCAACUUUUGCUGUGAAUUCCCCUUAUUUCAUUGCCAAAAACAUCACUUUUAAGAACACAACACCUCUACCCCCACCAGGAGCAGUUGGAAAGCAGGCAGUAGCAUUUAGGAUAUCAGCAGAUACAGCAGCCUUCUGGGGUUGUAAAUUCUUGGGAGCCCAAGAUACACUAUAUGAUCAUCUGGGCAGACACUAUUACAAGGAUUGCUAUAUAGAAGGCUCUGUGGAUUUCAUCUUUGGCAAUGGUCUAUCAUUUUAUGAGGGGUGUCAUGUGCAUGCAAUAGCUCAGAACUAUGGAGCACUCACAGCACAAGGGAGAGGGAGUCUGCUAGAAGACACAGGGUUUUCUUUUGUGAACUGCAAGGUCACGGGUUCAGGAGCUCUCUAUCUUGGUAGGGCAUGGGGUACCUUCUCUAGGGUAGUCUUUGCCUACACAUAUAUGGACGAUAUAAUCAUUCCCAAAGGCUGGUAUAACUGGGGAGAUCCCAAUAGAGAACUGACUGUAUUCUAUGGACAGUACAAGUGCACUGGGCCAGGAGCAAUCAAUGCAGGCAGAGUUUCAUGGUCGAGAGAAUUGACUGAUGAGGAGGCCAAGCCUUUUAUUUCUCUGAGCUUUAUUGACGGAUCCGAGUGGAUCAAACUGUAAGGGGGCUUCACUUUCUUUAGCCUCCCCAGUGUAAAAUUAUGGAUUCAACAAUAAACUUAGUGAUUCUAAUAAAAUAAAAUAAAAAUAAAUAAAUAAAUAAUAAUAAUAAUAAUAAUAUAGUGAUAUUUUUGUUCCACAACUAUGGAGCCAAAUUGAAGGUAAUUUUAAUGUGAUCAGUUUAUCCUCUUUUAUAAUCAGUUUCGUUACAACACCUAUUGCUCUAA
Macadamia integrifolia is the source of this 1562-nucleotide messenger RNA. RefSeq names its product probable pectinesterase 53. The coding region runs from base 91 to 1338 and encodes 415 amino acids. NCBI's taxonomy places the organism in Eukaryota, Viridiplantae, Streptophyta, Magnoliopsida, Proteales, Proteaceae. Gene Ontology annotation, biological process: cell wall modification. The transcript is spliced from 5 exons. Gene Ontology annotation, molecular function: pectinesterase activity. The record is from RefSeq and is a predicted model, not a curated record.